Tripterygium wilfordii is the source of this 3307-nucleotide messenger RNA. RefSeq lists its product as uncharacterized. Gene Ontology annotation, molecular function: DNA binding; DNA clamp loader activity. The transcript has 11 exons. Gene Ontology annotation, biological process: DNA-templated DNA replication; DNA repair. The coding region runs from base 771 to 2993 and encodes 740 amino acids. Lineage: Eukaryota; Viridiplantae; Streptophyta; Magnoliopsida; Celastrales; Celastraceae. Gene Ontology annotation, cellular component: nucleus; DNA replication factor C complex. The record is from RefSeq and is a predicted model, not a curated record.
AGGAUAUGAUGAUCUGAAAUCUCUUCGGUUUCUUAAAUCUACUACUCAUUACUCAUUUCCAUUCCAUUGGCUAGAAAGAAUACAGCUUGUGGUCUGAAAAGUCAAAACUUGUUGAAAGCUUCGACAGUUUUGUAUUUACAUAGCCUAUUAAUGUAUUCAUACUUGGACUACUAUCAACCUUCAGUGGUUUUUUUCCUCUCUCUGUUUGUUUAUCUUUGACAGCUUAGUUUUGUGUUCUGAUGAUCCAAAUCCUGGUUUAUUUCCAAGGGGAAGAAUCUAUGAUCAGACAAUGUUUGAUAGCAUAGUGUAUGGACUGACCGUUGUUCCUUUGCUUGUUUGUUGUCCACUGUAUCAGACAAUCUGUAUAUUUUCGUUUGGUCCUAUUGUAUUCUUCUGAUAUACAACAAUGCCUAGGAUCUUCGCCUUCUCAGAUGUGGAAAUGGAUUUGCCAUAGACAGAAAGGACAAAAGGUCCUCAAUGGAAGCCUAGAUAUUACAGGAAAUACAGCAAGAAUGGUUGUGAAUUUGCUGUCUAACUUUUGUUUUUCCCAGAAAUGUUUCAUCGUCUUCGCCGCUCUUCUUUGUAUCCGCCUGCUUAAAUUUAAGCAUCUUGUUGCCUCCUCUUCAUGGGAUUCCUUAUAUCUUCUUGAUCUUGUAGUCCAACUCUGUAGAUUCUGCCUCUUCAUAGAACUUGCUCAUGAGCAGCCAGGUCUGAUGUCCUUCAAGGCAUCUUAAAAGCCUUCCAAGCCAACAGUCUUUUGUUCAAGAAAAAUGGACAAUUCAUCAUGGCACAUCAAUGGCAAGCGGAGUGGCUAUGAACCUUCUGAUACAGAGACCGAGUGGCAGGACACUCCACGGCGUGAUCGCAGAAACAGUGGGGGCAUUGAUGCGCCAAGAAACAAUACAAGUCUUUUGAAGCCCAACCUGUCAAGCUCCUCCAAAUUUGAGUUCUGUCAUGAAAUUCCAACGACUGAAAAGAACGCGGUAACUAGUCCGAUUCGAAGGAGACAUAGCAGUAAGUCACCUUACAAGCCAAAGAGAGAUGAUGUUGGUAAGGUUUCGUCUAUGUCAAAUCAUAGAAAUAUUAGUCCCAUACCGAAAUCUCAGCAGCGGCAAAAGCAGACAUCUCCUUAUAAACCAAGAAUUCCUACUAGGGAGGAAAAAGGAACUCAGUUACAGGCCAGAGAAGAUACUAGAGGUAGUGAGAGAUCAAGUUCUGGACGAAGAUCAGCAACCGCACCAAGGCAAAGAACAAGAGAGAAAGAACAUGUGGAGCAGAAAGGGGAGAGGACUAUAUCUCCCUUACCGGGAAGUAUGAUUCGCAAACAAAGGGAAGCUACUCACAAGAAGAUGCCUUCUGGCGGCGAGAUAAAUGAAAUGGUCGCCAAUGCAAAGAUAGCCAGAGCUUCAACAUCUCAGCAUCCAGCCUUUCUUGAUAGUACUGACUCCAUUUCACCGGGAGAUAUCUUCUUUUCCGUGGCAGGCUUGCCAGCGCAGAAGAAUGAUUUGCCCAAAAAUGGUAGCACAGAAAAUCAUACCUAUGUUCUGCCUAAAAAUGGCAGCUCUGAAAACCAUAUAUAUCCAAGGCCAACAAUGUAUUUCUCAGCAAGCAAUGGCUCUUACCAGAAAAAUCGGAAUGGGCUAAAGAAUUCAACUAGUUCUGGUAUUACGCGUACUACUUCUAGCUCUGCUUUAAGCGGGCAAAGCUCUGAAAAUAGUAAGAUAACUGAUGUCAGUGGAAGGACUACUACCAGUAUGAGGAAGUUUACAGACAACAGAAGAAAGAACCAAAGUGAGCCAUGGUUUGCUUGUAUGAGAAAGGGAUCUUGCAGGACCUCUAAAUCUCCGGAAAGGGUAGAAUUCGAUGAAGCUGCUUAUAUUGAAAAAGCAUUUGUGGUUGAAAACCUGAGACAGUUCUGGGCUGAUAAGCAUCAACCUGGUUCAUUGAAUGGAUUUACUUGCCACAAACAAGAAGCUCAACUUCUCAAACAACUUGUAUCCCAAAACAUCUAUCCUCACGUCUUGUUUAAGGGACCAUCUGGUUCUGGGAAAAAAGCACUGACAAUGGCUCUUCUAAGUGAAAUAUAUGGUGAUGCUUGUAGGCAUCAGGUUUCACAUGAACUAAGAGCUUUUGUAGUUCAGGACCGAAAGCCGAUGCAGGUGGUUGUUCCAGUAACAUCCAGUGCUCAUCAUAUUGAACUCAAUGUGAAGAAGCUUGAAGCAAAUGCUAGAUAUGCAUUGAUGGGUAUAGUGAAGGAAAUUAGCAACUACUAUGCUGUUGCACCUGAAGUCAGCACUGUGAAUUUCAAGCCAGAUUAUAAAGUGAUUGUUCUUUAUGAUGUUGACAAAGCACCAGAGAACACUCAGCACCUGAUAAAAUGGAUUAUGGACUCUCACAAUGAUGCAUGUAAACUCAUACUUUGCUGCAACGAUGAUGCAGACAUCAUAGAAUCAGUGAAGAACCAUUGCGAGGUUAUCAAUGUUUAUGCUCCUGUGACCAAUGAAAUCAUGGAGGUUCUCUUACAGAUAGCAAAGAAAGAGGGGUUUGAUCUAUCUAUGAGCUUUGCAGGUAAGCUUGCAAGCAAAUCAAAGCAGAACCUGAGAAAGGCCAUCAUGGCUCUCGAAACAUGUAAAGCUCACAUCUAUCCGUUUUCCGACGAUCAACCGAUCCCGAUUGGAUGGGAAGAGGUUUUGGUAGAACUGGCUGAAGAAACCCUCGCAGACCCAUCACCUAAAAGACUAUUUUUGUUAAGGGGAAAGCUUCAAAAGCUGCUCGUGGAUUUUGUUCAUCCAAGACUGAUUCUACAGAAGCUUUCGGAACAAUUCCUGAAAGGGGUUCACGCCAGCUCAAGGAGAGAAGUUUACUAUUGGCAUGCUUAUUAUGAUAAGAGGCUCCCAACAGGAACCGCUGCUUUAUUGAAAUUAGAAGAAUAUGUGGCCAAGUUCAUGAGCAUUCACAGGAAGAGUUUUGUCAAUCGUCCGCAUUUUGUCUAGUUUGCAGACAGAGUUAGGGCAGUCACGAGAAGUAGAAGGCCGCUUGGCUGCUUGCUUGAUAGUCCUUCUUUUGCACAACGUAGAAUACUGUCGAGAGAUCAUUAUUUGUCUAGUGUUAACUACUUUGAAAUAAAAAAAUGAUGCAAGAACAAGAUGCCCUGGCUUUCAUAUAUUCAGAGGGGAACAUUCUAGAAUUUGACAGGCAAUGUUCUUGAAAAUUCUCUCUUUCAAGUUGGAAUACAGAACACAUCCUACCACACAUGAUUUUGGGCCGGGCCGGACGCUUAUGGGCCCUUUCAUGCAGUUGUCGUCCA